AUGACUAUCUCAACACAUUUGGAAACCUGCAACAAGAAACAAUUUUACGAUACAUCUGAAGUCAUCUAUACGAUUUCCGCAACAUUUUACAGCUUUAUUGUUAUUGUGGGAGUCCCGGAAAACGUCGCAGCACUUUAUUUUUUAUUAUGCAACAAAAAAGAACUGACCGAAGCUAAAAUCUACAUGAUAAGUCUAACAGUGGCUGAUCUCCUCUUUGUUAUAUUUCUUCCUUUCUGGAUUGAUUACUAUUAUCGCGAAGGGAACUGGAUCUUCUCCAGCUUUGCGUGCAGCCUAUGGGGAUCUCUGUUCUACAUCAACACUUAUAAUACUAUCUUCUUGCUGGCUGUCAUCAGCUUUAUUCGUUAUCGUGCUGUCUCACAGCCGGUAAAGGUAGUUCAGUCGAGACAGGUUGUGAGAGGCUUAGUUUUAACUGCUUUAAUCUGGACAUUAACAAUUGGUUUUUCUUUACCGAUUGUAAUCAAUCACAAAGAUUACCUCAUCAUAACAAAUAGCAGCAAUGAAAGAUGUUUUGAAAGUUAUGAGGAAAAAAACACCAAAACACAAGUAAUAGUUAUACAUAUGCUAAUGGAGCUGGGUUUCGUCGGUAGUUUUGGCGUGGUCAUUGCCAAUAAUGUCCUCAUCCUUCGAACACUGUCUGUUGACCAGAAAACAUUGAGAACUUCGCAAAAUAAGUUCAAGACCCGUGCUUUUCGGUUGGUGCUUAUGGUUCUGAUCAUCUUCAUUGUUUCGUUUCUACCUUAUCAUUUAAUCCAUCUGCUUUGGACGCUUUUGGUACUCAACUUCUGGAAAUCUGACGACUGCGCUUUCAGAAAAACUGUCAAUGAUGUUCAUCAUAUCUCUCUGUGUCUGAUGUGUACCAACUGCAUUCUGGACCCCAUUCUUUACUGUUUCAUGACAACAAAUUUCCGACAAUAUUUUAAAGAAUUAAGACAAUCUUUCACACGUAACUGUAUCCUCAGGAGAAAUCCUAAACAUCAAGAAAUUCAGCUGGCAUGAAAUGGUAUCCUAGUACAGUAACUUUAUUAUGUCAAUUAUGAUCCAUCACAUGAAAAUCAUCAUUGCUCAACUUACGCGUUUUAGCACCAGUUCGUCCAGUUGGUCAUAAGAAAAAAAAGGUUAAUACUAAAAACAUCUUAUUUACAAGA
Messenger RNA from Stegostoma tigrinum, 1166 nucleotides. Its product is annotated as platelet-activating factor receptor-like. The coding region runs from base 1 to 1017 and encodes 338 amino acids. The transcript has a single exon. Gene Ontology annotation, cellular component: membrane. Gene Ontology annotation, molecular function: platelet activating factor receptor activity. NCBI's taxonomy places the organism in Eukaryota, Metazoa, Chordata, Chondrichthyes, Orectolobiformes, Stegostomatidae. The record is from RefSeq and is a predicted model, not a curated record. Gene Ontology annotation, biological process: G protein-coupled receptor signaling pathway; behavioral response to pain; chemotaxis.